CACACUGGCAUUUUUAACACCGAACCUAACAAUACAACACAAAAGGCAUCAGGAAAAAGUCGCAAUCUGAUUGGACAGCUUUUAUGACGUAUAUUUUGCGACGGAACUUUCGAACAUCCAAAACAAUGCUGGCUGCUGGGCUAAAUGUGCUUGUUAUAUUUAUAUAUGUAUAUAUGGUGGUAUUUUUAACAGCUGAGAACAAAUGAAGAGCUAAUAAAAUGUGUAAAGGAGUCAAAACAGCACCCGGAAUUCCUCCGUUGCACACACAAACAAAGAAAUGCUACAAGGACGGCUGACGGCGGUUCCGGCGCCUUUACUGAACUGUAAUGGGCAACAUAGCUCCUAUGAUGAGAAGAACCAGGUAUGCUUGAGGUGUGGCCAAAACAGGGCUUUUGUUUUAAGGGAGGACUGUUCUCCUGUCAUUUCUCUCUGCUGAUGUCCCCUUCUGCAUCGUAAAUUCAUGAUCACAUGACUUUGGAUAUGGACGCGGUCCUGUCCGACUUUGUCCGUUCUACUGGAGCUGAACCUGGACUGGCCAGAGACCUGCUGGAGGGCAAGAACUGGGACCUCACAGCUGCACUGAGCGACUUUGAGCAGCUGAGACAAGUGCAUGCCGGUAACCUGUCAUGCACCUUUACAGAGGAGAGAGAGUACCCCACUGUUGAUAAGGAGAUGGCUCGGAUGGGGCGGUCCCUCUUGCAUCGCCAAGAUGAGGUUUGGCAAGCAGCCACAGAGAAGCGCUUGUCGAGGGGGAUUUCUCACGCCAGCUCCACCAUCGUCUCUCUGGCCCGUUCUCACAUGUCCUGUAUGGGCAGCAUCAACGAGCCGCUUCUCGACACUCCGCUCUGCACCUUCCAAUUACCCGACCUCACCGUCUUCAGAGAUGAGUUCCGCGGCUUCAUCGAAAGAGACCUCAUUGAGCAGUCAAUGAUGGUGGCAUUGGAGCAUGCUGGCCGGCUAAACUGGUGGACUCGUUUGGGGACUGGCUGUCAGAGUUUAUUGCCUCUGGCUACUAGUGGAGAUGGGAAUUGCCUGUUACAUGCAGCCUCUCUGGGUAUGUGGGGCUUCCAUGACCGAGACCUGAUGUUGCGGAAGUCUCUCUAUGCACUGAUGGAUCAUGGGCAAGAAAGGGAGGCUCUAAAACGCAGAUGGAGAUGGCAGCAGACUAUGCAGAACAAAGAGUCAGGGCUGGUGUACACGGAGGAAGAGUGGCAAAAAGAGUGGAAUGAGUUGUUGAAGUUGGCGUCUAGUGAACCCAGGAUACACUACAGCACCAACGGCAGCAACGGUGCUGAGUCGCAGGAGGAGCCGGUGUAUGAGAGUCUGGAGGAGUUUCAUGUGUUCGUUCUGGCUCACGUGCUCCGCAGGCCGAUUGUGGUGGUGGCCGACACCAUGCUGCGAGACUCUGGGGGAGAAGCUUUUGCACCAAUCCCAUUUGGAGGGAUUUACCUGCCCCUGGAAGUACCAGCCAACAAGUGUCACCGCUCCCCUCUUGUUCUGGCAUAUGACCAGGCCCAUUUCUCAGCCCUGGUCUCAAUGGAGCAGAAGGACAGUUCAAAAGAACAAGUGGUUAUCCCGUUGACAGACUCAGAUCAUAAGAUGCUGCCUUUGCACUUUGCUGUGGAUCCAGGGGAAGACUGGGAGUGGGGCAAAGAUGACAACGACAAUGUGAUGCUAGCAAGUGUAACACUAUCUCUGGAGGCCAAGCUCCAUCUGCUACACAGCUACAUGACUGUCACCUGGCUUCCUCUACCGUGUGAGGUACAGCAAGCUCCACUUGCCCAGCCAGAGUCACCUACAGCAUCUGCAGGAGAGGAUGCCCGCACCCCACCAGACUCUGGAGAGUCCGAUAAGGAGUCAGUCAGCAGCAGUUCCAAUGGCAACGGAGACAGCAGUACUGCUGGAACCAGUUGGGGAACAGGCAAAACUAGUGGUGGAACAUCCAGUUCUUCUAGCUCAUCCAGUAAUAGCUCGACAGGGCUGACCGGCACAAUUGGCAAGGAGAAGGGCAAGAAAGACAAAGACAAGGAUAAGGACAAGAAACGCGCAGACUCUGUUGCCAACAAGCUGGGCAGUUUUGGCAAAAGCCUGGGCAGUAAGCUGAAGAAGAAUGUGGGAGGCCUGAUGACAGGGAAGAAUGCAAGUGGGAGUGGAGGCAAACCGGAGGGCCAGGAAAAGAUCAAAGGCUGUCUGAGAGGUAGCAAGGGCAGUAAAGACAGCUCUCCCUCCAUUCAGACUGGCUCUGAGGACUCAGGGAAAGGUUCACCCUCUUCAAACAGCGAGCGUCAAAAUGGAAACUGCUCUUCCGAAGGUGACCCUUUCAAAUAUAGUUCGGAUGUGAAGGUGAGUCUUAGCAUCCUCCGAUCUACCAUGCAAGGUGAGAGAAAGUACAUCUUUGCUGCUCUACUCACUACCAGCAACCGGCAGCCGUUCCAGGAGGAGAUGAUCCAGCGCUACCUGUUGGAUGCAGAGGAGCGCUUUCACGCAGAGCAGGAACAGAGGAGGGAAGCUGAACGCAAAGCUGUGGGUGGUCUUACAACAAUCGGUGGAUCCCAAUUAAAAAAGGACGUGCCGGAGUUGAGUUACCGAGGUUUUGAAGGCAAGGAGGAAGCUACUGAUAACUCGCCUCCUAACUUCAGUGCUUUGAAGUCCUCCUCUUUCAGCCCAGCCAUGUACUCUGGUGUUGUCCCCAUACCAAGGCCUACCAUCAUUGAUCAUUCUUCUUCCCCAAUCACCCAACAUCUGCAUAUGCAUGGUUACAUGGAUACUCGACGGCAGCUUGCAGGAGGAUCACCAUCCUCUUACCCUGGCCUGCCAUCCUAUGCUACCCUACCCCGACACUGUCCCCUAGCACAGGGUCCUCCCCAUACCCAGUACCAUCCACCUUCCACCACUUUGGGGAGCCCAUCCCGUAUCACUCCCUGCCUGACGUCUUUUUCUCAGGAGCAUGACCCAACUGAAUACCCAACCAAACCGACCAAGGGAGGGUACACAAAUGGCUUGCGGGACUUCCCCUCUAAUUUGGAUAGUCACAAUGGGCCAAUGCCAGUGAGACAUUAUUCCUUAGGCAGUGCAGGUGGCCUGGCCAGUCUGCAGUCAAGCAGAUGCAGAACGCCUUCCUGCAAUUACUACGGUCACCCAGAGACGGGCAACUACUGCUCAUACUGCUACAGAGAGGAGCUGAAGAGAAGGGAAACAGAGCCAGCCAUUCACAGGUUCUGACUAGACAGCCGGUUCUGCUUUCUCUUUGAGAUGAGAUCAGCCUUUCCGAACCAGGUUACUGAGACUCCGUGACCGAGGGGACAAUGGCGAUUGGCCGUGGUGGAAAUGGGACUGCUGUUGUGUUACAUUUGCUGUGGCUCAUAGGCAGGAGCUUUAAGCUCCUCCCACAUUUGCUUGGUUGUGGUCAUCCUCUUAGCUGUCUCCUCUAGUGGCGAGAAUGUAGAGCACAGGCAAAUAGACAUUGGAGCACAACGUGCUACCUUGCAUCACACAAACAUGCGUAUACCCCAAAAAUACACAUUAAGCACAACCAGAAAAUGCUUAUCAGCUGCAUUUGUAUAAAAUAAUAGGCAUUUAGAGAUGGGAUCGGAUUUCAUCUGCAAUCAUUAUAAGAUUUGCCAUAUUGCAUUUUUUAAGGCAACAAUACAAUGUCAACUGAAAGUGAGCGCUAUCCAUGAGGGCCCAUUUGUUUCAUGCUCUAAUACUUUAACCUGCACCCCUUUUGAAGACAUAACCAGCUGGCUUAAAUUAGCUGUCUUCAGAAAUGGUGCUUUCUUGCUUCUAAGAUGUUCAGCUUGAACCUUGACAGCCAAAGGUUUUGCUUUAGGUCUCUCUCACUCCUUCACACAUAAUGUCUGUAUUAUAAAUUACUGUUGUUUACAUUCUGUUAUAUGAAGCCCCUUAGAGGACAAGGAAGUAAUUUAUGUUUUUUUUUCAUCCUUUGCAAUAGUUUUGCGUUACCGUGCAGUUUUGGGUUCACUCGCAAAGCUUUACCCAUACCUAACGAAAAUUAACCAUUCUUUUACUACAGUAACCGUAGUGCUACGGUAUUUGGUGGGAAGCAUGGUUUUAAAAAUCAUUGUACGUGUACCACAAAUUAAGCAUGGUAUAACUAUAGUAAAACUGUAGUAACUAGUUUGUUUUGUUUUUUGUUUUUUUCAGAAUGAUUGAAGAUUGUAUUUUUACUAUAGUUUUUCUACAAAUAUCAUUGUUGAAAUAUGGUUACUGUAAGAAAACCAUGGUAAAUUAAUUUUCAUAAGGGAUGUAUUAAGCUAUUGGAAGGGAACCCAAAAUAAUUGUAAGGGAACACACAACAUUGCAAAGGGACGCAAAACUUUUUGUAAGAAAACACAAACUAAUGCGAGGCAACGCAAAAUUAUUCCAGAUAAUAAAUUCCCUCCAUGUUGGAAUUCCUAAAACAAAAUUUUAAAAGGGUUUAAGUGCAAAACCUUUGAAAUUAGAUCCAAGUUGAUGCCCUUCAUCAAGGAAAGUCAUUGGUAUUGUCCAUAGAAAAUGUCAUGAUUUCUGUAGUCGUAUCCUAAUAUUAAUACAUGGGAUGAGCACCAAGUCCCCAUUUUUUAGGAAUGGUACAUUGUGCGGUCUUUAUACUGAAGUAUUUAUACUAAUAAAUUAGCUCAAGUCAAGCAAGUUACUGGCAGGUCAAAAGAGGCCAAUAUUGAAAAAAUAUCUGACAUCUUAGAAGUAAGCUCCCUUUAAAUGUUACUGCUUCAAAUAAAACAGGAUGUUCCUUGAUGAUAUCAGGCUACCCUCAAAUUCACUGGACAUAUAUUCCAUUGCAUAAAGACGUCGCAUUAUUGCUCCAUAUACUUGUGACGGAGCAGUCGGUAGACUUUGCUGCACAAAUUCAAGCACUUUUCUUGUGACCAGAGGUUGUACGUGUAAGGUUGUGGGUUUAAGACGUGACAAUGAUAAGACAGUUAUGUUGCUGUACUUCAUGCCUGGCUAUCAUACAGCGGUAUGCUCCAUUCUAGAGGUAGAGCUUGCAGUUUCCUCCUGUGAACUGCGGAGGUCAGGGUUUGGCUUUAGGUGCCACUGUGUUGCGCGCAAGCUCACUUGUUUCCUAGUUGCCUUUAAAGUCUUAGUUCAAUCCUUCAGGAGAUUGGUGAACUGAAUUUCUGCUUUUGUUUGUUUUUGGGUUCACAGUGUUGAUUAUAGUGUUGUCAGUAUUCAUGGACAUUUGAGAGAUGAUAGCAGAUCUCUCGGUAUCUAAACUGACAAAUUAUUUUAUGACAAACAUGACCUUUCAAAAAUCCUGUUACGCAGUUAACAGACAGUACAGCUUUUGUUAAAGCCAGCUAGUUGUUAAAGGGUUCAUUCACCUAAAAAUGAAAAUUCUAUCAUCAUUUACUCACCCUCAUGUAAUUCCAUGUAAAUCCACAUGACUUUCUAAAAGCACCAUAAAAGUAGUUCAUACGACUUUAUUGACACAAGUCUUCUGAAGCCGUAGGAUAGCUAUGUAGGGAUGAUCAGUUGCUACUCACUGAAAAUCUUCCCUUCCGCCAUAUCUCUCAAGUCUCAUUUACAUAUACUCUAUAUUUAGCAAGAUUUUCAGGUCUGUCAUUUCUUCUUAAGACUUGAAAGAAUUUGAAUGAACUACAUUUAUGGUGCAUUUUUGGAGCUCAAAAUGCCUGUAACUAUUCAUUUGCAUUGUAUGGAAAAGAGCAGCCUGGACAUUAUGCUAAUUGUUCUCUACCUACUGAAACAACAUGAGGGUGAGUAAUUGAUGACAGAACUUUAUUUUUGAGUGAACUGUUCCUUUAAACUGAUGCGACAGCUCUCAUUGCUCAUGUGUAAUGGGCUCAGUAGUUCUGUAAAAGAUGUUGCUGCUGUGAUCAUGUUCAUUUGAAAAGCUGAUGUUGGUAGCUGUUAGUGUACUGCACUGGUGGUAGAUUCUCCCACCUUUAAAACAUUCAAUACAAAUGUAGUCAGUCGAAUGCAAAUUUGUGUAUAACUCUUGUCAGCUCAAGGCCACAUCACUUGUUAAAUUUUUCAACAUUUGCAUAAUGAAUUAUACAAUUAUAUAUGCUAGGCUAGUAUGCUAACAAAAUUUACUAACCUACAACAUACCACUUUGUGUGGUUUCUACCUACACCGAUCAGCCACAACAUUAAAACCACCUGCCUAAUAUUGUGUAGGUCCCCCUCGUGCUGCCAAAACAGCGCCAACCCGCAUCUCAGAAUAGCAUUCUGAGAUGACAUUCUUCUCACCACAAUUGUACAGAGUGGUUAUCUGAGUUACCGUAGACUUUGUCAGUUCGACCCAGUCUGGCCAUUCUCCGUUGACCUCUCUCAUCAACAAGGCAUUUCCGUCCACAGAACUGCCGCUCACUGGAUGUUUUUUGUUUUUGGCACCAUUCUGAGUAAAUUCUAGAGACUUGUUGUGUGUGAAAAUCCCAGGAGAUCAGCAGUUACAGAAAUACUCAAACCGGCCCAUCUGGCACCAACAAUCUUCCAUUCGAUUAUCUAAUCAGCCAACCGUGUGGCUGCAGUGCAGUGCAUAAAAUCAUGCAGAUACAGGCCAGGAGCUUCAGUUAAUGUUCACAUCAACCAUCAGAAUGGGGAAAAAAUGUGAUCUUAGUGAUUUGGACCGUGGCAUGUUUGUUGGUACCAGAUUGGCUGUUUUUAGUAUUUUUGUAACUGCUGAUCUCCUGGGAUUUUCACACACAACAGUCUCUAGAAUUUACUCAGAAUG
Messenger RNA from Myxocyprinus asiaticus (Chinese sucker), 6714 nucleotides. Its product is annotated as OTU domain-containing protein 7B-like. NCBI's taxonomy places the organism in Eukaryota, Metazoa, Chordata, Actinopteri, Cypriniformes, Catostomidae. Gene Ontology annotation, biological process: protein K48-linked deubiquitination; protein deubiquitination involved in ubiquitin-dependent protein catabolic process; protein K63-linked deubiquitination. Gene Ontology annotation, molecular function: zinc ion binding; K63-linked polyubiquitin modification-dependent protein binding; DNA binding. Gene Ontology annotation, cellular component: nucleus; cytoplasm. The coding region runs from base 469 to 3222 and encodes 917 amino acids. The transcript is spliced from 12 exons. The record is from RefSeq and is a predicted model, not a curated record.